UAUUAUCAACACAAGUGUAUCAAAUUUUAGUAAUUCUGAAACUUCCUACUCUCAAUACUUCCAAAAAAAUAUGGUAAGUUAUUAAACUAAACAUCAGCCAUCCAUAUCCUAUCUUACCAAAAAUUUAUUUUGUAUUAUCUGGCAGGAAUUUUUUUGGGGUAAUUAAGUAAACAAGUCCUAAAUAUAAAGGAUGGAGUAAACUUUGGACUCAAUUCUCUAUCUCUAUCCCUAUCCCUAUCCCUACUAUUAUAAAAAUUAAAGAUGUUUUUAUCGAUACUUCGAUACGUCAUUCUUGUAUGAGUAUGUUUUUAAAUUCGUUUGCAUUUAUAAAUACAUAUAUGCAUUUAGUUGGUUUUUAAGCUCAUUCGCUUUUGAAAAUACAUAAGGAGUUAUAUAAGAAAUUUUCUUUAAAAAAACUCACGUGCUAACUUGAGACGAUAACUACAGCUCAUGAUUUUUUUAAAAGAAAAUAUCCAAAAUUUCACCUUAACUAAACCAAUACCUUCAGUUGCAACGGGCAUUUUUUAGUCUUUUUAUAAACCCGAUUAUUGGGAAAUCAAAUUUUAGAGUUACGAGAAAAUACUUCAGUUGCAACGGGCAUUUUUUAGUCUUUUUAUAAAUCCGAUUAUUGGGAAAUCAAAUUUUAGAGUUACGAGAAACUCUCUCCGAGUACACGUGGAACACGUGUACCCCAAAACUGCACCGUGUCAAUGCAGUUGUUGUCCGUUCCGGAACAGAAAAGCGAAACGCGAAGCCGAUACCGAGUUAAACAGAGUUUUGCCGGUAUACGUAUCCCCUAUUUAAGGGCUCCUAUCGUAACGUGAUACACUCAACCGAAUCUUAACGAGCUUUUUCCCCGUAGAGAUAACCCGAGAUUUUAGUUUGCGACUCCGGAAUCGUCUCGUCGUCGAUAGUUGAGCAAACAAACCAUGGCGGAUGGAUCGAGCCCGUCGGCCGCCGCCGGUUACCCUUUGCUGGUGCAGCGAAGCAAUGCCGGCUCGCCGGCGAUGGCCUUUAGCCUGUCUGACGGGAAGACACACGACGACGUCAGCCUUCCCGAGAUGCACUCCAGCACCUACCUCCAGACGCCGCAGGGCUGGGUCCUCGUCCUGAGCUCCUCGUCGGCGCCGGAGAUGUCGACGUUCCUCCUCGACCCCCGUGACGGGAGGAAGGUCGGCCUGCCGCCUCUCGACGAGAGCGAGCUCCCGACGGCGCGCAAGUGCGUGCUGUCCGACAACGCCCCGGACGCCGGCGCCGGCGUCGUCGUCCUCAGCCUGCAGGGCCCGGCCGUGUGGUUCUGCCGCGUCGGCGGCGAGCGGUGGUCGACGCACACCUACGACAUGGGCUACUUCAGCCUCCCCGUGGAGUACCGCGCCCCCAAGAAGCGGCACCUGUUCGACGUCGCCGGCGUCGGCGGGAGGUUCUACUUCUGCGAGGACAAGGACUUCAGCCUCGGCACGCUCGACUUCACCGGCGACGGCGAGGUGGCGCUGGUCGCCGUGAGCGUCCCCGGCAUCGACGACAUUUUCCCGUCCCCCGACUCGAGCGGCAUCGCGGCCACGUACCUCGUCGAGUCGCGCGGCGACCUGUACCUCGCCGCCGUCGUCUUCCUCGGCUUCCGAGCCGAAGGGCCGCCGCACAAGUUCAGCGUCUACCGGAUGGACUUCUCGGCGGCGGGGCCGGCGUGGCGCAGGACGGCGGACAUCGGCGGCGACCGGGCGUUCGUCCUCGGCGGCGGCGGCGGCGGCAACUUCGGCGCGUCGUGCUCGGCGAGCGGGUGCGGGGUGCGGGCGAACUGCCUCUACUGGUUCAACUCCUUCAGUCCGGAUGACUACAACCUGCAUGUGCUCAGCGUCGGCGAUGGCGGCGUCGAGACCGUGGCGCCGCCGCCGUUCGAGCACGCCUCUUGUGUGCACAAGCCGUUCUGGCUUGUUCCAACUACUAAUAAUACUGCAUGAUUAAGAUUAGGUUAAUUAUGUUUUGUUCCAGUAUCAAUUAGUACCAAGUACUCCGUACUACUUUACUUUACCUCAUUUAUAAAUAGUUAAUGAAUUCAGUUAUGUGUACGUU
Molecule: messenger RNA, 2070 nt
Organism: Oryza sativa Japonica Group (Japanese rice)
Lineage: Eukaryota; Viridiplantae; Streptophyta; Magnoliopsida; Poales; Poaceae
Source: RefSeq, a predicted model, not a curated record